AUCUAAAUCUAAAGCUAUAAUAUAUAAACACACUGAAGUGACACUAGAUGCAGAAGAGUUUUGUGGGUUUGUACUGAAGGUUUAAUGUACACAGGUUGUUUUAGGGCUUGAUACCGUGACUAUUUCCUGUAAGUGAACUCUGUGCUGAUACAGGGUUUGAUUUAACACACCGAUGUUGGAGUGAAGUAAACGUGUGUCCUGCUGUAAUCUGGAGAAGGAGACAUGACCUCCAACAUGAGUGUGUCUGGAAAACAGGACUUAAAGAAAGACGAGAGGUGAGUUACUUUUCCAUUCACCUGCAAUAAAUACACACCGUCUCAUGGGAACAGAUCUGUAUCUCUAAACACUCACUCAUUUUUAGUGUACCAGUUUUGAACAUCAAGAAGUUUAUUACUGAAACAAAGUGGCUCUUGUGCAGGUGAAUGAUGUGAACUUUGAGAACAUGAGUAAUGAUGAUGCUGUAAGAAUUCUGCGGGAAAUCGUCUCCAAGCCUGGGUGAGUUGUAACACUGAAUCUCCUUAUCAGUGCACUCUGACUGUACUUACACUGGCACCCUUACUGACUUCUGCUGAAUGCUUUUUCCUCAGACCCAGGAGUCAUUUUCUGCUCAAUUGCUCCACUGGGACGCAAUAAUCGAACGUUAUGUCUUUAUCUUUUAUUGCACAGGUUAAGAUGCGUUGUUAUUGGAUCUCAUAAGUUCAGUUAAGUCCCAAAUCAUGUUAAAAUGCCAAUUUAAAGACCAUUUUCUGGCCACAAUAGUAAAGGUUAUGCAGCUGCCUGAUUCAGAUCGUGAGAUCAGAGACCGGAUGUGGCUUAAGAUCACAAUAGCAAAUGCUGUCCUUGGUGAGUUUGGGAACAAUGUGUGGACGGAAAUAACACCUUUUUUUUUUUUUUUUUUGGACUACAGAUUUGGUGAGAUCAUUGAGUGAGAUCCAAAAGCAUCCGGACACAAAAUUGCAGGCGAAGGAUGUUUUUACUCUCAUGCAGGCGGGGCAGGAUGCAAGUAUGUAAUGUAAGGUAGAUCCUGGGACUUUUUAGUAAUGUCCUGUUGCCCUGUGUUAGUUGAACCACAGACCAACCUCUUAUUUUCUAUUUUUGAAUCUGCAUCUGGAUUUCUACGGCUAAUCUGUGUAGCUGUCUGUUGUUACAGCUGCUAUACAGAUAUUGGAUCACACUAAUGUUUGUGAAUUUGUGGGAUUAAAUUCACAUGAAUGAACUCAGCACAGUGAUAUUUACUGCUACUGAGUUUCUUUUUUCCCUUCUCCUUUCCUUUCGCAUUUAAGGGGGUUUCAUUUGCAUUGCUGGCUUGUAGUCUAAGUGUUGCACAUGAAAUAAGUUAGUCUUGUGUUUAAGCAGCUUAUUUCUUUAUAUUUAGGCAACUAGACCAACAAAGCUCAUUAGAAAAAUAUUGAGAAUGGACACAAAUAGAAAUAAUUGCAGGAGUGGACAGGAUCAGUAAGAUUUCUCUGGGCGUGGUCAUCUUUGAGAAAGCUCUCUAUGCAUUUAACUUUAUCGCCACUAGGGGGAGUGGUUUGACUGUGACUGUCCUAAUUAUACUUACAAAGUUACACAGUCUGCACUGUAAAAAGCGCUCAUGGUUUCAGAUGCAUCAAUAUGAAUAAACGUACAUUUUGGUGUUUGUAUUUGUUAGGUGCUGAUGUGGUAGACUGGCUGUAUUCACGGGUGGAAGGCUUCAAGGACCGGUUAGAUGCCCGAAAAUACGCCAGCAGUUUGUUGAAACAUGGCUACCUGAGACGCACUGUCAAUAAGAUCACCUUCUCUGAACAGUGCUACUAUACAUUUGGAGAUCUGUGCCAAAACAUGGCCUCUCUGAACCUGAAUGACGGAUGUAGUGGUGGUGGUUCAGAGCAAGACACUCUCGCCCCUCUGCUUCCAGCGGGUCCCAACCCGUGGUCUACAGGUGGGCAGCCAUACCCAUAUCCAGGCUACCCGAACCCACCGCCCGGCUUCCCGCCUGGAUACUCGGAGCCCUGCCACAGUUUCCACAGCAGCAGUGCCGGCAUCCAGCAGAGUGAAGGAGUGCAGUGGACAAGGCCUUACAGAGUGAAAAUGGACACCUGGAUCUGUUUCUCUGCUUCCUUCUGGGUGUCUCCCUGGAGUUCAAUCAGACUCUCUUACGAGGCUUAAU
This is a messenger RNA of Pangasianodon hypophthalmus (striped catfish), 2149 nucleotides long. RefSeq names its product segment polarity protein dishevelled homolog DVL-1-like. The transcript has 3 exons. Gene Ontology annotation, biological process: intracellular signal transduction; canonical Wnt signaling pathway. NCBI's taxonomy places the organism in Eukaryota, Metazoa, Chordata, Actinopteri, Siluriformes, Pangasiidae. The coding region runs from base 1615 to 2148 and encodes 177 amino acids. The record is from RefSeq and is a predicted model, not a curated record. Gene Ontology annotation, molecular function: frizzled binding. Gene Ontology annotation, cellular component: cytosol.